This is a messenger RNA of Actinia tenebrosa (Australian red waratah sea anemone), 1065 nucleotides long. RefSeq lists its product as uncharacterized. Lineage: Eukaryota; Metazoa; Cnidaria; Anthozoa; Actiniaria; Actiniidae. The record is from RefSeq and is a predicted model, not a curated record.
UGCUGGGCAACGAGCUAGUGUUUCUAUAAUCAUARAUAAAAACACGUUGUUUAACCUUGUGUGUGACAAAACGGUACUGAACGGAAGAAGAGCAAACUCCUCCGAAUCCGAUUGAAGUUUGGCGUGCAAUCCCUUCUCAAUAAUAAUAUGUGGGCGAACAAAGYCUCAAUAUCUUGUGAGUCGGCAACAGUUUCCCUGACGAAUUUCCGACCGAAUGGCCAAAAAAAUAUUUAAGAAAGUUUUCGGGAGUUUGAAAAUGUUAAGAAAAGCCAACAAGCGAGCAAGCGAGCAAGAAAAAGUUGACCAAGAAUAAAGACAAAGAUGGCAUUGAAGAUUACAUCAAUCGUAUUGUUUUUGUGUUCAGUAUAUGUGUGUUAUAACCAAGCCGUGGCUAGCGGAAAGAUCUAUUCUCUGAACUCAGCUUUCAGACAGAAAUAUCAACUGACUGACUGCAAUUUGCUGAGAGUGGAUGUUAACAGCCAAGGAGUUCCAAGCGGAUUGUCAUUCAAUGGACACUGCUGUCACACCCCGAAGCAAAAAGAUUUCAAMGUCGUUUUUUCUGCAUCAAGUCGAGGAUUGACAGCCACAUUACAAUGGCAACACGACACHAGUUAUUAUUUAACAGCAAAAACCACAGGAAAUCCACUKGUUCUGGAGCAACCUGGUUCAUCGAUAACAGACAAUCAGAAAUUCCUCGUUAGGUCGACUCUUAGUCCAGGCUGUAGUGGCUGCGUUACCUUUCAAUCAAAAGCAACUAACAAGUACCUUGCCACCAGUACCACCGGACAGAUAACCACGACCACUAACAGGAACCUUAACAGCGCGUUGUUAAGAUUAAAAGUUUGUGAUAAGGCUUACGUUACAAUGUGCAAGUAUAUCAAUGUUAGGUGUUAAGAAGUGAGACCUAAUUUAAACCUAAUUUCUACGAAAGAAGUAUGGAAUAAUCAAGUAGAGUGCAAACAAUUAAUCCGUGAAACACUAGUGCUAAUUAAACAAUAGAAAACAAUGGAAUUUGCAUGAAAUUGUGCUAUUUCGUAUUACUAAAGCCCAGUUUACACUAGCGAU